CAGUCGUUGGUUCCGAUCGAUAAACAGGAAGAGUCAGAUCACUGUAGUUCGGCACUUUUCCGUAAAAUAAAGACGACAAAAAAAAUAAAACAGCGAUAAGCAACAAAAAAAGUAGAAAAAUACAGAAUGGACGAGAGUCAACACGGGAAUGAGGCGUUCAGCUCUGAAGAUGCUGAAAACAUCAUCAAAGAGUGUAUCGACAGCGUGAUCAGCGGGCAGGACUACAGCCAGGCUCACGUGAACAAGUGGACGGCGAGCGUCGUGGAGCUGUGUCUCACUCAGCUCGUCAAACAGGAGAAGUCCUACAAAUACAUGGCCACGUGCACCGUAAUGCAGAAAUGCGGCGCCGGCCUCCACACUGCCAGCUCGUGUUACUGGGACAUCACCUCGGACGGGAGUUGCACAGUGAGAUGGGAAAACCGUACCAUGUACUGUGUGGUUAGCGUGUUCGCUGUGGCCAUUGUAUGAUGAACUCAUUUUGUUUUCAUGGUAACAGACUCAUCACUUAUAAAUUAAACUCUGUUCAUCAACAUUGUCGCCACACAAGCUGCACUGUGUGUGUGCGAGCAGCAGGGGGCAGCAGAGCCGCCAGGUUUGACCUUUGAACCCGACCGUUUCGUCCUCCUAUCAUCAUGUGUUCAUCUUCAAAGUUCUGAUUCUGUCGUCACCUCAAUCAGGACGUCUGUAAUCUGCACAGAAACAAAACGUCUUUUUAUUUGUCAUUUCAGAAUCUGAUGAUCAAAUUCAUUAACCUCAAAGUUAAACAAGUAAAACAGAAAUUAUUUCAAAAAAUCUUUAGCUUCAGGAGUUUUCUUAAUGUGACACGUUUUUAAUUAUCUUUCAAAAUGAUCUGAGGACUUAAAUUCCAAACUGAGUUCUGAUUCUGAGUUCAGUGGGACCCAAAAUGUUUAAAACCACUUUUAUUUAGAUAUAUUUUUGGUUUUGGGGGGGGGGGGGGGGGGGUCGUGAGUUUAACUGGUUGGAACCAUGUUUGCAUACAAAUAUUAAGCAUUUAAAUGUUUAUUUUCACGCCUCAAAUUUUCCUCAAACUGUUUGAU
This is a messenger RNA of Thalassophryne amazonica, 1058 nucleotides long. RefSeq names its product dynein light chain Tctex-type 3-like. The record is from RefSeq and is a predicted model, not a curated record. The coding region runs from base 127 to 468 and encodes 113 amino acids. Gene Ontology annotation, cellular component: cytoplasmic dynein complex; kinetochore; cytoplasm. NCBI's taxonomy places the organism in Eukaryota, Metazoa, Chordata, Actinopteri, Batrachoidiformes, Batrachoididae. Gene Ontology annotation, molecular function: dynein intermediate chain binding. The transcript has 5 exons. Gene Ontology annotation, biological process: microtubule-based movement.